AUGAGAAACCACACAACCGUGACCACAUUUAUUCUUCUUGGACUGACAAAUGAUCCACAAUUACAGGUGGUAAUUUUUGUUCUUCUUCUCUUCACAUACAUGACAAGUGUUGCUGGAAACCUAACUAUCAUCACACUCACCCUACUGGAUUCACACCUAAAGACACCAAUGUAUUUUUUUCUUCGAAAUUUCUCAGUUUUAGAAAUCACAUUUACAACUGUCUGCAUCCCCAGAUUUCUUGUCAGUAUGGUAACUGGUAACAGGACCAUUUCUUAUAACAGUUGUAUAGCACAGUUGUUUUUUACUAUUCUCUUGGGUGCAACUGAAUUUUUUCUUUUAGCUGCCAUGUCCUAUGACCGCUAUGUAGCCAUCUGUAAACCCCUUCAUUACAUGACCAUAAUGAAUACCAGAGUCUGCAACAUGUUGAUUUUUGCUUCCUUGUUAUCUGGUUUCCUAAUAAUAUUUCCACCACUCACUUUAGCUCUCAAGCUUGAUUACUGUGGCAAUGAGAUGGACCAUUUCUUCUGUGAUGCUUCCCCUCUGUUACAGCUCUCUUGCACAGACACAACAACAAUAGAACUAAUGGCACUUUUAUCAGCUAUUCUGACACUACUGGUUACACUGGUGUUAGUGGUACUCUCCUACACAAAGAUCAUUAAAACCAUUCUAAAGAUUCCUUCUUCUCAACAGAGGAAGAAAGCCUUUUCUACAUGUUCUUCUCACAUGGUGGUUGUGUCUAUUUCUUAUGGCAGCUGCAUCUUCAUGUAUGUAAAACCCUCUGCCAAGGAAAGGGUGUCUUUAAAUAAAGGGAUAGCUCUGUUAAUUACUUCUGUGGCUCCUAUGAUGAAUCCCUUCAUUUAUACAUUGAGAAAUAAACAAGUAAAAGAUGCUUUUAAGAAUGUAAUAAAAAAGAUGAAUAUUUUGUAA
Suncus etruscus (white-toothed pygmy shrew) is the source of this 927-nucleotide messenger RNA. Its product is annotated as olfactory receptor 6C74-like. Lineage: Eukaryota; Metazoa; Chordata; Mammalia; Eulipotyphla; Soricidae. The transcript has a single exon. Gene Ontology annotation, cellular component: membrane. The record is from RefSeq and is a predicted model, not a curated record. Bases 1 to 927 code for a protein of 308 amino acids. Gene Ontology annotation, biological process: G protein-coupled receptor signaling pathway. Gene Ontology annotation, molecular function: olfactory receptor activity; G protein-coupled receptor activity.